CAGAAAAAGCGCCACCUUAGUUCAUCCCAUCAUGAGAACACAUCUAAUAGACCGUCAAAGAGAGGUGGUCAUGGUUAUGGUUCAGUCAAGAGCUCUAGUGCAUAUCAAAAAAAUAGAUAGCAUCCCACCCCAACCCAAAGCAUUUCUAAUCAGCGUCAUGGACAGUCUAGUGGGACAUCAUCUCAGUUCACUCGAACUGUUUGCAAGUAAUGUAGGCGGGCACAUACAGGUGUUUGUCAUGCUGGUACCGACUUGUGUUUUCGUUGUGGCCAGAAGGGUCAUUUGUUGAAAGAUUGCACAGUUCCUAAAAUGACUAAUUUGGGAGAUACACGAGCUUGCUUCAAUUGCAGACAACCCGGACAUUUGGCUAGGGAUUGCACACGAACUGCUUCAUCUGCUAGUACUGGAGUUGGUAGUAAUAAAAUUUCAGGUGCCGGCCAAGGGGGAAGCCGAGGAGAAGGUCAGGUUGGGACUAGGUUUGGCAAGCAGAAUAAAGGAGGUGUUCAAUCCGAUAGACAAACCUCGCAGGGGAGAGUUUUUGCUUUGACUCAGCAGGAUGCUCAGGCUAAUCCAGAGGUGGUAACAGAUUCAUAGACUUUUGUGUGGCUCGCCUCAACUUGGAAGACUAGAAUUUUUUUUGAAGGAUCACAGGUGGGCAUCUUGUGGUUGAGGUUUUGCUUAGGGUCAUUCUAGGAUGUAAGCUUACCCUUUUUUUUUAUGAAGGAGGUUGAUUGUAAAUAUUGCUUAUAAAGUUGGAUGUAUUGAUGGAUUCGUGAUUAGUAUGUAUUAUAUAUAUAUAUUUUUUUUUUUGGAGGAAAUGCUUGGGAACUAUCUUGUAGCAUGAUAAUAUUUUUUUUGUCUUUGAAUAGAUCAUCUCAUAUAUGUUAGGCAAUUGAAAGGUCAUAUGCACUUUUGGUGAUGUGGUAAUGUGAUGUAUGAAUUAUACAGGAAUUGUGGUGUAAAGGUGCUAUAGCGUUUGAGGUGCACCCUCUUAGCAGGGUUUUGCCUUGCAAAGAUUGGGUCGUUACAAUUGUUCUCAACUGGAGGCAAAUAAGGGGCUGCCAUUGAGUUGAUCUGUCAAGCUGUCAAGCUGGGUUUAGUUGAUCUGUAUGCCCUGUUGUAGUGCUCUGUUGUGCUAAAAAGAGGGUCUAAGGGUUGAAGCUGUCUGCUAAUGGUCUGCUAGCCUGCUAAUAGUCUUGUUGAUCUGCUUGUCUACAAAUUAAUA
Messenger RNA from Camellia sinensis, 1225 nucleotides. The record is from RefSeq and is a predicted model, not a curated record. NCBI's taxonomy places the organism in Eukaryota, Viridiplantae, Streptophyta, Magnoliopsida, Ericales, Theaceae.